Messenger RNA from Acanthosepion pharaonis, 894 nucleotides. The record is from the annotation of a GenBank genome assembly. Lineage: Eukaryota; Metazoa; Mollusca; Cephalopoda; Sepiida; Sepiidae.
AUGCGAUCACCAUUUAUCGAGAACACACCGAAUCGCUCCGUCGUCGUCGACAUUUUCGUUGCUGCUACCGCCACCGCUUUUGCUAGUGCUUUUCGCCUCUGUCUUGCAUGCAUAUCUACUGCUACAUUAAGCACCUCCUCCUGCUCUUCCAUCCCCACCUCUCCCCCUGCUGUUGGUGCAACUACUGCACCAACAGCAGAAAAUGCACUGUGCACCCUUUUGUUACUUAGCCGGUCAUAUCUAUCUAUCUAUCUAUCUAUCUAUCUAUCUUCAUUAUAUAGUUUGUGUGACUAUCUAUCUAUCUAUCUAUCUAUCUAUCUAUCUAUCUAUAUAUCUCAGUUUCUUCAUUAUAUGCCUGUCUGCCUCAAUCCCUUGAUAUCUAUCUAUCUAUCUAUCUAUCUAUCUAUCUAUCUAUCUAUCUAUCUUCAUUAUAUACUUAGUGUGGCUAUCUAUCUAUCUAUCUAUCUCAAAUUCCUCAUUAUAUUCAUGUUUUUUAAUUAUAUAUCUGUCUGCAUCUAUCUAUCUAUUGAUAUCUAUCUAUCUAUCUAUCUAUCUAUCUAUCUAUCUAUCUAUCUCAGUUUCUUUCAUUAUAUGCCUGUCUGCCUCAAUCCCUUGAUAUCUAUCUAUCUAUUCAUCUAUCUAUCUAUCUUCAUUAUAUACUUAGUGUGGCUAUCUAUCUAUCUCAAAUUCCUCAUUAUAUUCAUGUGUGCCUCUCUGUCUAUCUAUCUAUCUAUCUAUCUAUCUAUCUAUCUAUCUAUCUAUCUAUCUCAGUUUCUUAAUUAUAUAUCUGUCUGCCUCAAUCCCUUGAUAUCUAUCUAUCUAUCUAUCUAUCUAUCUAUCUAUCUAUCUAUCUAUCUAUCUAUCUAUCUGCCUUUCUUCAUUAUAUGCCUGUGA